AAGUGUUAUUUGGCGCUAACAAAUCAAUAAAUAUGAAAUUCUUAAUUGUCUUCGCUUUAUGCGCCGCCACGGCUUCUGCCCUCUUCGAAAUACCUGACCUGGUGGCUCAAGAGGCUGCUGAAAUUCAACAGAUCUUAGACAUCAUCAACGACCCCAACACUGACCCCGCCACCGCCGCUGCUCUCGAACAAUUGCUCGUUGACGUACUCGGAAAUAAGCCCGAACCUAUCGAUGUCGGACCUGCCAUCGUUGACGGUGACUACGAAUCCAUCUCUGUUGGACCUGCCAUCGUCGAUCAAAUCGUGUCCUCCCCCGAGAGCUCUCCUCUCGUCCAAAUCAUCAUUAACAUCAAGCCUGGUUCUGGCAAUCCCGUAGUUGUUGAAGGUCUUCCUGAGGUCGAGCCCACCCCCGUGAUCGUCGAAGAGAAACCCGAGAUUGAGCCCACCCCCGUGAUCGUCGAAGAGAAACCCGAGAUUGAGCCCACCCCCGUGAUCGUCGAGGAGAAGCCUGUGGCUCCCGAACCCGUUAUUGUUGCUCCCGUGAUCAUCCCCGAACCUGUCAUUACUCUCCCUGGCAUCCUCAACAUCAAUAUGAAAUUCUUCGUUGUAUUUGCUCUGUGCGUCGCUGCGGCCACCGCCAACGUCAUCAGCCCCAUCGUGGUCAAUGAUGAAGCAGCUGAAAUCCAACAGAUUAUGGAUGCAAUCAACCACCCCAGCACAGACCCUGCCACCGCCGCUCUUUUAGAACAAAUGUUGAACGAAGUUCUCGGUCUAACUAAGCCCGAACCUAUCGAUGUCGGACCUGCCAUCGUUGAGGGUGACUACGAAUCCAUCUCAGUCGGACCUGCUAUCGUCGAAGAGGUCGUACCCGCUCCCGUGAUUCCUGAAAUCAACAACUCCCCUCUUGUCCAAAUCAUCAUCAAUGUCAAGCCUGGUUCUGGCAAUCCCGUCGUUGUCGAAGGUAUGCCCGAGGUCGCGCCCACUCCCGUGAUCGUUGAAGAGAAGCCCGAGAUCGAGCCCACCCCCGUGAUCGUCGAAGAGAAGCCUGUGGCUCCCGAACCCGUUAUUGUUGCCCCUGUGGUCAUCCCCGAACCCGUCAUUACUCUUCCUGACAUUCUCAACUAAGAUAAUAUGUACUAGGAAACAUCUCCGUGUUAUGCUCCGUGAUAUGAUAAAUUAAAUAUUUUUAAUUUAAGAUUGCUUUAAAAUGACUAAACUUCCAAAUAAAUAUAUUAAACAG
This is a messenger RNA of Vanessa atalanta (red admiral), 1239 nucleotides long. Its product is annotated as cytadherence high molecular weight protein 3-like. The transcript is spliced from 3 exons. NCBI's taxonomy places the organism in Eukaryota, Metazoa, Arthropoda, Insecta, Lepidoptera, Nymphalidae. The coding region runs from base 33 to 1124 and encodes 363 amino acids. The record is from RefSeq and is a predicted model, not a curated record.